Molecule: messenger RNA, 921 nt
Organism: Drosophila busckii
Lineage: Eukaryota; Metazoa; Arthropoda; Insecta; Diptera; Drosophilidae
Product: stromal cell-derived factor 2
Exons: 2
Coding region: 174-827 (217 amino acids)
Source: RefSeq, a predicted model, not a curated record
AAAUGAGCCAGAAGAACAUAUGGAUUACUAGCAGCGCUUUUGCGUUUCACAACACUGUUUUUAUUUUUGUUGUCGUGUUUCGUCUUGAUUCGCCGCUUACGGCUUCAUUUACAGUUAAUGUAUUAUAAACAAUAGUUCAAAUAAUAAUUUAUUAGCCUAGGAACAAGAACAAAAUGCUGCUACAAUCACUUUUCUUAACAGCACUUGCGCUGAUCAGCAGUUUGCCGGGCAACAAUGCUGGAAAAACAAACUUUGUGACUUGCGGCUCUAUUCUGAAAUUACUUAACUCUGAUUACAAUUACCGGCUGCACUCGCAUGAUGUAAAAUAUGGAUCUGGCUCUGGCCAGCAGUCGGUGACGGGCGUGGAGCAAAAGGAGGAUGUAAACAGUCAUUGGACGGUCAAGGCACAGAAUAACAAGAUGUGUGACCGUGGAGAGCCUAUUGCUUGUGGAGCUACCAUACGCUUCGAGCAUUUAACAACCAAAAAGAACCUGCAUUCUCAUCACUUUUCAUCUCCGCUGUCCGGUGAGCAGGAAGUAUCUGCCUACGGUGCUGACGGUGUUGGGGACACCGGUGACAACUGGGACGUUAUUUGCUCCAACGAAAACUGGAUGCGUGACGCCCAUGUGCGUUUUCGUCAUGUGGACACAGGCCUGUAUCUGGGUAUGUCCGGCCGUUCAUACGGUCGACCCAUUUCAGGCCAAAUGGAAAUUGUCGGCCUGAAUAGUCCACAGCACGGCACGCGUUGGACCACUUCCGAGGGACUGUACAUAGUGCCAAAGGAAAAGGAUACCACGCAUGAAGAAUACGCCCACACUGAGCUGUAGUCAUAGAACACGUCAUUCUUCUACUUUUAAUGCAUUAACUUAUAAUUUAGCUGAAUUUAUUUCAAACCAACUGAUACGAGCGUCUGUCAAUAAA